AUGUCAGGGAAGAAGCAAAUGAGCAUUCUUUCAUGCUUCGCUCUGAAGGGUCAGCCCGCUAAAAAGGUUGCCAGGUCAGAGGAGGAGACUGUGGAAGAGGCAAUGGUGGAAGCAGUAGAUGAGACAGUGGAGGAGGCAGUGAAGGAGACAGCUAGGGUGUCAGUAGCGGAAGAGACCAUAGAGGAGACAGUGGACAAGCCAUUGAGAGAGUUGGGAAUUGAUGACCCCUACCUCUUUCCUCCUGGAAUCUUCACUGAUAUACUGAAGUGUAAACAGGUGCCUGACUUUCAGUACCAUGAUUUAUACCACUAUGUGGUUUUCAACCCUUCACCAUAUUCAGGCCAGGCCAUGAAAGCAUACAAAAGCCUGGAUGCCUACAGGUAUUUUGUAGCUGGCUGGGUUACAGGACUCCAGCAGUGGAUUGUGCCUGGGAAUGGAGUACACCUUGUUCGUGCCAAAGUGACUCAUUCACAAAGGCUAUCAGAACCACCUCUUCUUCCAUGGAUUGCCAUGCAGAAUGAUGGGCAGGUUAUCUUUGGCCACUGCACAUGUAAAGCAGGACUUGGGGCCCAUUUACACGAGGACGCUGUCGGACCGUCCCCGUGUAAAGUGGGCCUUGGAGAAGUUUGUUCUCAUGUCGCAGCCACCCUGUUUGCAUUGGAAUCCGCUGUCAAACACCUGAAGAGCAGAACCUGCACUGAUGGUCCCAGACAAUGGGGACAAUCUUCAGAUGUCACAGGUGGGAGAACGAUAUUCAGUUCAGGAUGUAAUAUUGACUUCACCAGUCCUGAGAGGAAGCGGAAACAGGCCUGUAUGGAGUCAUGCAACUCCGGACCACCCCCUUCAAAGUCUAAGAAGACAUCUUCCAUCCCACUCAUGACACAGGAUGAGAAGGAGAACUUUUUAAAGAGGUUGUCCAAGUCUGGUACCAAGAGUGCUAGACUGUCACUGGAGGCAGGCUUUAAUGACAGUUUCACACCAAGGACACUACAGCUCAAUCUUCCCAAACCCCUAUCUGAGCUGUAUGAUCCAGUCCAUCUAGGCCUGUCAUAUCCUGAUCUGUUGCUGGAAUGUGAGGCAGCAUUUCAAGCGCUGAACAUCGAUGAAAAUCAGGCAUCUUCCGUUGAAGAAGAGACUAGAAAACAAGCCAAAUCCAAGCUGUGGUUCCAAAUGCGUGCUGGCCGAGUUACAGCUUCCAGGUUCAAGGCAGCUGCAAGAACAGAUCCAGCCAACCCAUCCAAGUCUCUCAUCAAGCAAAUCUGCUAUCCACAAGCCUACAAGUUCACUUCUGCAGCAACUGAAUGGGGAUGCCAGCAUGAAAACGAGGCCAGGAAUGUGUACAAAGCACAUGUAGCCAUGCAGCACAGAGACUUCAUGGUGGAAGACUCAGGACUCAUCAUCAAUCCUGAUUAUCCUCACCUUGGUGCCUCUCCAGAUGGGAAGAUAAAGUGUUCCUGCUGUGGGAUGGGGAUUUUAGAAAUAAAAUGCCCUCAUUGCAAACGUGGUGCCUCAGUAGUAUUCUCUAAUUCCAAGUCCUCUACUGGAAUGUUCAGGCCUGAGGUUAGAUCCAGGAGAGCUUGUGCAGCUGAUCUACGGGAUUCUUCCUCUCUCUUCCUGGACUUCAUGGCCUGUCGACACUGAAAUGACCCCAGAGACUGCUGCCCUUUUCGCUUCACAGGUGAUGAGGUGUGUUGGAAGACACUGGGAACAAAAUCUGGGGAGAGGGGGUGGUUACUCCUUGCUCCUAAAAUUAACAAAAUAAAUAAACAUAAGAUUACCAUAAAAUAAAAACAUUUUUCAUUCAAAGAUCAAUGCUGGAAUAAUUCAAGUGAAUUCAAAAAUAAUUAUAAUGUACUUUAAAUGAGUAAUUGUAAUGAUUGUUUUCUCUACAAAUAAUUUCUUUGCAUGCAAGUAAAUAUACAAACAAAAUAAAAG
Neoarius graeffei (lesser salmon catfish) is the source of this 1935-nucleotide messenger RNA. RefSeq lists its product as uncharacterized. The transcript is spliced from 6 exons. The record is from RefSeq and is a predicted model, not a curated record. Gene Ontology annotation, molecular function: zinc ion binding. Lineage: Eukaryota; Metazoa; Chordata; Actinopteri; Siluriformes; Ariidae. Bases 1 to 1641 code for a protein of 546 amino acids.